UUUCUUAGGGUUUUUAAUCAAAAAAGAAGAAAAACUUGUGAAACGUAUCGGAGAAGUAUGGAUCUUAAAACAACGCUCGAUCAGUGUCCGCCGUUGAGAAAACUCACCUCUCUGAAACACAGAUUCUUACAGCCACUCAAUCAAGACGAUUUGACAAGUUACGAACGACCAAAGCGAAAGUAUUCUUCUCUUCCUGGUAAUGAUGACGGCCAAGAAGAUCCUUCUUGGAAACGCAUACGCUUUAAACUCCGUCGAGAGAAGGAAGACGACGCCGUUUUCGUUGAGUCUCCUAGGUUUAAACAAUUGACGAUACGACAGCGUUCUACUAGUGACGACUCUUCUGAUACGGUGAAACACGGAAUCGAAGAAGAAGGGUUUACAAGCGAUGCAGUUUUCUAUAAGCCGUGGUUUGAUAGUUUACGAUUAAAACGACAGCGUUUCGGUGAAGAUCAAGAUCCUUCUUCUUGUUCUCCGUCUGUAGAUGACAUCGCUGCUCUCACUCUCAUCCAGUUUUCCCGUGAUAAUCGGCAAUCGAAAACACAAACCCUAAUACCUCAACCGCAAACGCACACGCAGACGCAAACGCAGACGCAGACGCAAACGCAGACUCAUACAACUCAACAACAGACGCCUGUGAAGUCUGAUCUGUUCGAGUGUUCAGUAUGUGGAAAAGGUUUUACUACGUAUCAAGCAUUAGGCGGUCACAAGGCUAGCCACAAGGUUAAGCAGCCACAACCGCUUCUUGAAAACGCAGGAGCAGACGCUGGAGAUAAAACGCGGACAAAGAUGUUGGCCCCUUCUGGGAAGAUCCACAAGUGUUCUAUAUGUCAUGUUGUGUUUCCGACGGGACAAGCACUAGGUGGACACAAACGACGUCACUACGAAGGCGUUCUCGGCGGUCAAAAGUUGAGUCCCGAUAGUAAUGGGAGCCUUGUAACAAAAGUGUUGGAUCCAGAACAGAGUUUAAGUGUUAGUGACAACGUUCUUCUCAGUGGUAAUUACAAACGUAAUCAGGACGAGGUUGUUCACAAGUUGAGUCCCAAUAGUAAUGGGAGCCUUGUUACAAAAGUGUUGGAUCCAGAACUGAGUUUAAGUGUUAGUGAAAACGUUCUUCUCAGUGGUCACAAACGCAGACAGGACGAGUUUGUUCCCUGUGUAGACAAGUGGAGUCUCAGUGAUGCGAGUGUUGCAAAAAAUUUGGUGAAUCUAGAGCUAAGUCUCGGGGAAAGUAAUGGCCUACUCGGGGGUCAGAAACGUAGUCAGGAUGGGGAGGUUGUUGUUGGAGAAAACAAGUGGAGUCCUAGUUGUAAUGGGAGUGGUGUAACAAAUGUGUCGGAACCAGAGCAGAGCCAAAGGAGAUUGAUAGAUCUUAAUAGCCUGCCGUCACCGGAGUUUGAUGAAUCUGGAGUCAGAGAUGUCGAGGAAGUUGAUAGUGCAAUCAUAACUUUAAAAGAGUUAAUGCUUAAAAACAGAGGUUUUUUUUUAUCUGAUCGAUAUCGGAAGAGAAGAGGUAUGGCUAUCUCAACGCACUUGAAACAGAUCUUAACGAAGGCGAAUCAAGUUUCUCCGUCGAUGUCUGUGGCCGAUCUGAAGAAAGAAGUAGAACUUUGGAUGCAAGAAAACAAAGACGGUUUACCAGUCGAAGACGAUGUUUUCGUUGAGAGCUUUUUGGAAACGAUCGAACGUAAUUGUUCUGCAACUCGUGAUCAAGAUCCGAAUUCGGAACGCAGAGCGAUAGAACACAGAUUCUUAGAAGGAGUAGGAGGAGAAGAACAAGGGUGUGGUUACGACGGCGUUUCGAGUGAGACGGGUUUGGAAAGUAGCGAGCGGUCUCAAAGACAGCGUUUUGGUGAUGAUGAAGAUUGUUUCUCGGAACAGAGUUCAUCCUUCUUGGAAACUAACCCGCGAGAAGAAGAAAGACAAGGAGGGUUUGCUAACAACGAUGCUUUCCUUGAGCUUUUGGUGGAAAAUAUUGAGCGAUCAAGACGAGGGCAAAAGCGUUCUUCUUCUUCUUCUGAUGAUGAUGAUGUUAAAGAUCCUUCUUCCUCUUCUUCUCUGUCUGAAGAUGAAAUCGCUGCUCUCUUUCACAAACGGGAUUCACAAACACAACCUCAAACGCAACCCCUACGGAAGCCGAAACGGCAGAUGCUGCACAAGUCUGAUGCGUACAAGUGCAGUGUCUGUGGAAAAGAGUUCUCUACAUUCCAAGCUUUAGGUGGUCACAAGGCUGGCCACAGGAUUAAGCCGCUUCUUGUUGACGGUGGAGAAAAAACGAGGCAAAAGUUGUUGGCACCAUCUGGUAAAAUCCACAAGUGUUCUAUUUGUCAUAGAGUGUUUCCCACUGGACAAUCUCUCGGUGGACACAAACGCCUUCAUUACGAAGGCGCUCUCGGAGGUAACAAAGACAGCAUGGACGUGGAAGCCGUUUCCCAAGGAGACAAGUUGAGUCCUGGAGGUAAUGUUGGUGUUGUAACACAUGUACCUGACCCAAAGCAGAGCCUAGAGGGACUGAUAGAUACGAACAGAGUGCUGUCGCCAGGAGACGUUGAGAGUGCAAACGAGCUUCGACAAGAAGAAGGAAGUACCAAUGCUAACAGGAUUCAGUUUUUUAACUUUUUUUGA
Molecule: messenger RNA, 2622 nt
Organism: Camelina sativa (false flax)
Lineage: Eukaryota; Viridiplantae; Streptophyta; Magnoliopsida; Brassicales; Brassicaceae
Source: RefSeq, a predicted model, not a curated record